This is a messenger RNA of Glarea lozoyensis ATCC 20868, 720 nucleotides long. RefSeq lists its product as uncharacterized. The record is from RefSeq and is a predicted model, not a curated record. Lineage: Eukaryota; Fungi; Ascomycota; Leotiomycetes; Helotiales; Helotiaceae. Gene Ontology annotation, molecular function: structural constituent of ribosome. Gene Ontology annotation, cellular component: mitochondrial small ribosomal subunit. The transcript has 2 exons. The coding region runs from base 1 to 720 and encodes 239 amino acids.
AUGCGCGGGCGGAAUCUAAAACCCUCGAGGGUCUACCAGACAGCUUCGGCAUUAUUAGCUUCAAAUAGCAUACCACAACCACCAGUUUGGUACCAAACGAUAGGAGCGAUUCCACCGGGUGAAAUUUUGACACGGUCCCAAGCUCCGCAGCAUAGAGAAAUACGACUGAGUAAAAAGGUCCGGAAACCCAGCAAGUCUUUCCGACCACAACAGAUAGUCUAUGAGGAGGAUUUGUUGAGAAAACAAUUCUAUAAUGAUCAUCCUUGGGAACUGGCGAGGCCGAGGAUUCUUCUAGAGAAUGACGGAAGAGACGGACAGAAUUGCAAUUGGGCGAACAUAAGGCAGCCGGGGAGACCACUCAAUGGUGAAAGUGUUGUGCAAAGGCAACUUUGGCUUAUGAAUGAAGGACAGAGGCAGAAAGACGAAGCAUACGACAUUGCCCGGAAAGAGUUCUAUGCUUUGCGACACGAGGAAGAGGUGGAGCGACGAGUCGCAAAGGAGGAAGCUUUGUGGACAGGGGCUCAUUUUGGAAAGGGUGCAUUGGAUGUUGGAAUGGGAUUGGAAGACAAGACAUAUGACGAAUGGCUGGAGUGGGCAAAAACCAACGUCGCGGACCAAGCCAUGACCCGAGAGGCUGCCUAUACGAGUAUUCCAGAAGCAGCUGAGAUCGAUUUAGGUCUGGAUGGGGAGGAACAAACAGAACUCCCAGCUGCCGCUUGA